Messenger RNA from Anguilla anguilla (European eel), 5138 nucleotides. Its product is annotated as partitioning defective 3 homolog. Lineage: Eukaryota; Metazoa; Chordata; Actinopteri; Anguilliformes; Anguillidae. Gene Ontology annotation, biological process: establishment of centrosome localization; intracellular protein localization; microtubule cytoskeleton organization. Bases 284 to 4471 code for a protein of 1395 amino acids. Gene Ontology annotation, molecular function: phosphatidylinositol binding; protein binding. The record is from RefSeq and is a predicted model, not a curated record. Gene Ontology annotation, cellular component: cell cortex; adherens junction; apical junction complex. The transcript is spliced from 26 exons.
CGAUACUCGUUGUGACCAGUGCGGGGAGACGCUCGCGCGACUCAAUGGAUUGCUGGAUUCGUAGCCUACUCAUCACAGCUCGAUCGCAGAAACAUUAAACAGGUGGUCAGACACAAACAUCGUAAACCCUCCACCAUGGAGAAAAGGUGAAGAAUCCCGGUCUCUUCUUUUCGGAUACAAUCUGUGCGAGGCCGAAGAGAAUUAAUGUCGAGGCGAACGGGGAGAAGCAGCAUCGCACCUUGAGUUUUCUUCUGGAUCUGUGGGAUAUAUCGGAAAUAAAACUAUGAAAGUGACGGUGUGUUUCGGUCGGACCAGGGUGGUGGUUCCCUGUGGAAAUGGAAAUAUUAAAGUCCACAGUUUGAUUCAGCAAGCCGUAAUGAGGUACAAAAAAGCCAUCGCCAAGGACCCGAGCUACUGGCUGCAGGUGCACCAUUUGGAACACGGGGAUGGCGGUAUCCUGGACGCGGACGAUGUGCUGUGUGACGUCGCUGAUGACAAAGACCGGCUGGUUGCCGUGUACGACGAGCAGGACCCCCACCACGGGGGCGAUGGGACCAGCGCCAGCUCCACGGGCACCCAGAGCCCCGACCUGUUCACUGUGGAGCUCAACUCCAGCAACAUGUCCGCCUUCCAGCCCUACCAGGCCACCAGCGAGAUCGAGGUCACGCCGUCCACCCUCAGAACAAACAUGCCCCUACACGUGCGGCGCAGCAGUGACCCAGCGCUCAUCGGCCUCUCCGCCUCCUUCAGCGAGCCCCACGCCCCGGCCGAAGAACCUUCCAGAAAAAACCCCACCCGCUGGUCCACCACGGCCGGCUUCCUCAAACCACGCCACUCCCCGGGCACCAACAGCCUGGAGAGGAAGGGUAAAGUUUCGGAAGCCUUCCGCAGUCUGCCCAGAGAUGCAGGCACAUGGGCCAAUCAGAGGGAGUUUCAGAGGGAGAACGCCCGUUCUUCCCUAAGUGCCAAUCACCCCAUGGUGGAUAGGUGGCUGGUUCGGCAGGAGCAGGAGGACGAAGGGAGGGAGGAGGAGAACGGGCGGAUCGAGCCGGUCGGGCGUGACGACUCCUGCCAGGACUCCGCCCCCAUCCGCUCGCUGGAUGACAUUGUGCGGCUGGUCGAGGUGUCCAAUCGUGGCGGCCCCCUGGGAAUCCAUGUAGUGCCUUUCAGUGCGCGAGACAGAAGGACGCUGGGCCUGCUGGUGAAACGGCUGGAGAGGGGGGGCAAGGCCGAGCAGGAGGGCCUGUUCCAGGAGAACGACUGCAUCGUCCGGAUCAACAACGGGGACCUGCGCAACAUCCGAUUCGAACAAGCGCAGCAGAUGUUCCGGCAGGCCAUGCGGUCCCCGGCCAUCCUGUUCCACGUGGUGCCGGCGGGGAGGAAGGCUCAGUACGAGCAGCUAUCCCAGAGCGAGCAGAACCACGCCUACGGGCCGGGCCGGUUCAGUCCGGACUCCCAGCCCGGGGACCGGAACAGCCUGGUUGGGGGCCUGGACCACACCCCCCAGAGGAUGUCCCGGUCUGGGCCUGGGCCCCACCCGCACUCCCCCGCGGAGCAGGGCGACGCCUACACCUCUCUACCUCACACCGGCGGCUCCGCCAGCAAGCCUCCCUCAGGCCACGCCUCCUCCCCGCUCCGAGCUGUAAGCUCCACCCCUCCCACGGCCUACUCCAAGAAGGUGGGCAGGAGGCUCAACAUCCAGCUCAAGAAAGGGCCGGAGGGUCUGGGCUUCAGCAUCACUUCUCGGGAUGUCCCGAUCGGUGGCUCGGCGCCCAUCUACGUGAAGAACAUCCUCGCCCGCGGAGCCGCCAUCCAGGACGGCCGGCUGAAGGCGGGGGACCGGCUGCUGGAGGUGAAUGGAGUCGAUCUGAACGGGAGGACGCAGGAGGAAGUGGUGGGUCUGCUGAGGGCCACACAGAUGGGCGGGACGGUCAGCUUGCUCAUCCUGCGCCAAGAGGACGCCUUCUUGCCCCGGGAAGUGAAUGCAGAGCACCAGAGGCAGAGCUCCAGAGAUCUGAAAAUGGAGGAGGAUGAGCUGGUCCUGACGCCGGACGGGACGCGGGAGUUUCUGACCUUUGAGAUCCCGCUGAACGACUCUGGAUCCGCCGGCCUGGGCGUCAGCGUCAAGGGCAACCGCUCCAAAGAGAACCACGCCGACCUGGGCAUCUUCGUCAAGUCAAUCAUCAACGGAGGGGCGGCGUGCAAGGACGGCCGGCUCCGGGUCAAUGACCAGCUGAUCGCGGUGAACGGGGAGUCUCUCCUGGGGAAGACCAACCAGGACGCCAUGGAAACGCUGCGCAAGUCCAUGUCCACGGAAGGGAACAAGCGCGGGAUGAUCCAGCUGAUCAUCGCCCGCCGGGUCGCCAAGCGGAGCGAGACGGACCCCCCAGGGAGCCCCUCCCGGCCCCCCGAGCUGCCGCUCAGCCCCUCCCUGGACGAUGGGGAACGGCGGAUCUCUCACUCCCUGUACGGGGGCAUCGAGGGGCUGGACGACAACCUGACGCCACGGGCUGCUAUGAUUGGCCGGAUGAAGGGUGGCUACCAGCUGUCUCCCACCGUUAAUAUGCCUCAGGACGAUACCGUGAUCAUCGAAGAUGAUCGGCCGCCUGUCCUUCCCGCCCACCUCUCCGACCAAUCAUCUUCCAGCUCCCACGAUGACAUUGGCUUCCCGGCAGAGGCCACUGCUUCUUGGCCCAAAGUGCUGGAGAGCCCGAAUGAGAGCUCGCUGGUUCCGGACGCAGACGACGACUCAGACGCGUUCCAGCGGGAGGGCUUCGGACGCCAGAGCAUAUCUGAGAAACGGACCAAGCAGUUUGGAGACGCCGCUCAGCUGGACAUCAUCAAGACCCGCAAGUCCAAGAGCAUGGACCUAGUAGCUGACGAGAUUAACCUCACUCCCCGCUCAGUGAAGAUUGAAGGCUCCCCCACGCGGGACGUCGGCCCGGCCCUGGGCCUGAAGAAGUCCAGCUCGCUGGAGAGCCUGCAGACGGCCGUCGCCGAGGUAACGCUGAACGGGGACAUCCCGCUGCACAGGCCCCGCCCCCGCAUCAUCCGCGGCCGCGUCUGCAACGACAGCUUCCGCGCCGCCAUCGACAAGUCCUACGACCGGCCGGCCGCCGAGGAGGACGAGGAGGGCAUGGAGACACUGGAGGAGGACACGGAGGAGAGUUCGCGGUCGGGACGUGAUUCGGUCUCCACCCUCGCUGACCUCUCCCCCCUGGUACCCAGCGGCCCCACCCUCCCUGAGAAGCAGGUGAACGGCGGCCGGAUAAAGGAGGAGAAGAAGGAGAAGAAAGGAGGGAAGGAGAAGAAGAAGCAGGAGAGGGACAAAGAGAAGGAGAAGAGCAAAGCCAAGAAAGGCGUGCUGAAGGGCCUGGGGGACAUGUUCAGGUUUGGGAAACACCGUAAGGACGAGAGGACGGGCGAGAAGAUGGAGAGAAAGGGCUCGAGCAAGGGAAAGGCGGAGGACAUGCAGGCGUCGGACCAGGAGAUGCUGCGAAUGAGGCUGGAGCAGGAGAGGAUCCAGGCGAAGACGCGGGAGCUGAGGGAGAGGCAGGCUCGUGAGCGCGACUACGCUGAGAUCCUGGAGGUGGGCCACGCCCUGGGCCCAGAAGAGGACCACACGUACGCGGGCAUCAGCGACCCCGCCCAGCCCCCCCGGGACCCUGCCCUGCCCCCCCGAGACCACAUCCAGCCCCCCCGGGACCCCGCCCAGCCCGUGGACACCCUCUACUCUCAAGUCAGCAAGUCCCGCAACGGCCGCCCUCCCUCUGCUGACAGCAACCGGCUGACGCUUAGCAACCAUGACCGGAUACAGCGUCUGCGGCACGAGUUCCAGCAGGCGCGGCAGGAGGAGGAGCCCGACGAGCGCCGGCGCACGUACAGCUUCGAGCAGCCCUGGGCCAGUGGGGGCAGCAGCGGUGGAGGCUCGUAUGGGAUGCAGACGGGACGGCACUCUGUUUCUGUGGAAGUGCAGGUGCAGAGGCAGCGGCAGGAUGAGAGGGAAGCCUUCCAGCAGCCCCAGAGACAGUACAGCUCUCUGCCAAGGCAGCCCCGUAAGAACCCCAGCGUGGUGUCGCAGGACUCCUGGGACAGGGUGUACCCCCCGGGACAGGGCUUCCAGACUGCCAAGGAGAACCCGCGGUACGCCAGCUACCAGGGCCCGCGAAACGGGCACCUGGGCUCGCGGAACGGGCACCUGGGCGCGCGGAACGGCUACCUGGGCGCGGGCGGCGGGCUGAACGCUCGUGUGCUCCUGGAGACGCAGGAGCUGCUGCGUCAGGAGCAGAGGCGCAAGGAGCAGGAGAGCAAGAUCCGCCCUGCCCCUGCCCUCGCCCCCAGCCCCGCCCCCACCAGCCCAGUCCCUGCCAAAGGACCCUACCGCCAGGAUGUCCCCCCCUCCCCGUCACAGCUGGCCCGCCUCAACCGCUUGCACCACAGCCCAGAGAAGGGACGCCCCUUCUAUUCCUGAGGGGGGGGGUCCAGGCCUCAGAGGAACUGAUACACAUGCUCGCUCUUUCUCUUUUCCACCUUCUCUCUCGCUCUCUCCCUCCCUUUCUCUCUCUCUCUCACUCUCUCCCUCCCUUUCUCUCUCUCCCUCUUCCCAUCUCUCUCCCCCUUUUCUCUCUCUCUCUCUAUCUCUCUCUCUCUCUCAUUCUGUCUCUCUGCCCCCCUUUCUCUCUCUUUCUAUCUCUCUCCUCUCUGUGUCUCUCUCUGUCUCUAUCUAUCUCUGGCAGUAACAUAAAAUGGAAGAUGAUAAAGAGGGAAAAAACAAAAGAACUCAUCUGAAAUGAGUCUGAUUUGCUUUGAACUUUGACCCAUUUCUUGUUGCUUUAUGAUUUUCGUAUUUUCUUGGGAAAACUGCCCCCCAGUUUACAAACAUGGGGAUCUUUGGAAUUUAUCACUCUGUCUCUUUCUCUGUGCCUUCUGUUUUUGGGGGUCCUUGCAGUACCUUGCUCCUGUGUUUGGAGAACUCUCUGGGGUUCCCCUGCCCCCCUAAUCCUCACGCUCUGACAAUCACAGCCCAGCUGGGGCCCCAUGGGGACACUGUGUCAUCAGAGUGGCCCCAAGUACUGUACACACAGGUCUCUGCCACGGAACAGCCAUUUGGUGCGCGAGUGUGUGUGUGUGUGUGUGUG